Molecule: messenger RNA, 454 nt
Organism: Cylicocyclus nassatus
Lineage: Eukaryota; Metazoa; Nematoda; Chromadorea; Rhabditida; Strongylidae
Source: the annotation of a GenBank genome assembly
AUGACGAGAAAAUCAGUCGGAAGAGGGCUCGAUCUCAACGCUCGUUAUCAACUUAUCGAAAACAUACGAACGCUAAAAAUCAUUAUACCAGCAAUAGUACUAGACUCAAUGCUUACCGCCGUCGAUCUUGCUUCCGAAUAUAUAUUUUCGGUACCGUAUUUUGUUGAAAAUAAUCGGUGUCGUGACAAUACUUAUAUGUUGAAAUUCAUCGUCAUCAAAGCGGUUCAUAUAGCAGUCGAAGCUGCCAUUCCCUCGUGGAUAUUUUACUCCCAUCCUCACUUGAAAAGAACCAAUACGUCUUCGACAACAAUUUUUGUGGGACGAUCAGGGCCAGUCAUCACAAACGUAUUCGGGGAGAAUGUUGGUGAUGCGAAACAAGAAGAAACGUACGAAACCGUUUUGAGUCGAAUGUGGAACCCACAAAAUAAUAUGUCUGCUUAUUAAUUAAAUCGGC